Paramecium primaurelia is the source of this 369-nucleotide messenger RNA. The record is from the annotation of a GenBank genome assembly. NCBI's taxonomy places the organism in Eukaryota, Ciliophora, Oligohymenophorea, Peniculida, Parameciidae.
AUGACUUCUUAGAAAUUGCUACAAUUUAUGAAGUAUUUGAUAAAAAAUAUUCGAUUUAAUAAACAAUUAAAUUAAUUAGAAAGGAAUCAGAAUAUAAAUUGUUAAAUUAUGAAGAAGCCCAAUUAAAAAUUAAUGAUUUAGAAUAACAAUAAUAAAAUUGCAUAAAAGUAAAAAAAAAGGAUCAUGAAAACUUUAAGAGGUGGAUAGUAAGGAAUGAUGAGGAGAUAGAGGAAAAGUAAAAAAAUAGAAAAUUGUAAGGAAUGUAUGAUCUGCCAUGAAAUAUUCAACAAGGCCUAAGAAUUCACAUUACAAGAAAUAAACUAAUUUUGAAGUCCAAAGCAGUGGACGGUGUAUUUAUGCUAGCACAUC